CUUUGCGGCCGCUCUGUUUCUGGGUGUCUAGCAACAGCUAACUAGCCCAGACAGCCGGCAGGCAUCAGCAGGAGCAGCAGCAGCAACAACGAGAUCCCUGCCAAAAAAAAUCCCUCGCCGUCGGGUUUUCACAGUUUAGGGUCGCUCGGCGGAGAAAAAAAAAGAGUGGGGAGACAACCGCGAGCCCUGCGCAAAGAUAUGAGCGGCAGCGGGCGGCCCAGGACCAGCUCGUUUGCUGAGCCGCCAGGUGUUCCAGGAGCCGCCGCCGCGCCCGCCGGAUCAGCCGCUGCCGUGGGGAGCAGCACAGGAAAGUCCGGGGUCCCGCAGGCCUCCGGGAGCAGCUUAUCGGGAUGCUCGAACCUCAAGCUCGCAAGAGACAGCGGCAAGGUGACGACAGUGGUGGCCACGCCGGGUCAGGGCCCGGACCGCCCACAGGAAGUCUCCUACACUGACAUCAAGGUGAUCGGCAAUGGCUCGUUCGGGGUGGUCUACCAGGCCCGACUCAUGGACAGCCAGGAGAUGGUGGCCAUCAAAAAGGUUCUCCAGGAUAAGAGGUUCAAGAACCGUGAGCUGCAGAUCAUGAGGAAGCUGGACCACUGCAACAUCGUCAGACUACGUUACUUCUUCUACUCCAGCGGAGAGAAGAAAGAUGAAGUGUACCUCAACUUGGUGCUGGACUUUGUCCCCGAGACGGUCUACAGGGUCGCCCGGCAUUUUAACAAGAACAAGAGCAUCAUUCCUAUAAUAUACGUCAAGGUGUACAUGUAUCAGCUGUUUCGCAGCCUGGCUUACAUCCACUCUCAAGGCGUGUGUCAUCGCGACAUCAAGCCCCAGAACCUGCUUGUGGACCCAGAGACCGCCAUCCUCAAGCUGUGUGACUUUGGCAGCGCCAAGCAGCUGGUCCGCGGCGAGCCCAACGUCUCGUAUAUCUGCUCGCGCUACUACCGAGCACCCGAGCUCAUUUUCGGCGCCACCGACUACACGGCCAACAUCGACAUCUGGUCGGCGGGCUGCGUGCUGGCCGAGCUGCUGCUGGGCCAGCCUAUCUUCCCAGGCGACAGCGGCGUGGACCAACUGGUGGAGAUCAUCAAGGUGCUCGGCACGCCGACCAGGGAGCAGAUUCGGGAGAUGAACCCCAACUAUACAGAAUUCAAAUUCCCUCAGAUUAAAGCUCAUCCUUGGACCAAGGUGUUCAAACCUCGCACGCCGCCAGAGGCCAUCGCGCUCUGCUCCCGCCUGCUGGAAUACACGCCGGCCUCCCGCCUCUCUCCGCUGGAGGCGUGUUCGCACACCUUCUUUGACGAGCUGAGACAGCCCAACACGCGACUGCCCAGCGGCCGCGAGCUGCCCAUGCUCUUCAACUUCAGCACUACAGAGUUGUCCAUCCAGCCUCAGCUGAACCCCACACUGAUCCCUCCACACGCUCGCGCCCACACAGCUCUUUCCUCUCACGACGGUACCGGCCCGGACGCCUCUCAACUGGGUUCAGUACCAGGAUCUCUUAACAGCAUCUGAAGCGGCCAAUUGCCUGCUCUGCCUGCCAGCCAGCCCCGCCCCCUCUUAUUCUCAUACAUACACACACACACACACACACACACACACACACACACACACACACACACACACACACACACACACACACACACACACACACACACACACACACACAAAGAUAACUGCUCAUCUCGGCCCUGCUUGCUGUCCUGGUUGAUGACGUUUUUGUACAGUAAACAACACUGCGGCCGAUGAGACAAACACACGCACACACACACACACACACGCUGUCUGGCUGCUGCUACAGUAGUGGUAUGUGAAGGUUCAAUAGUGGGGGCUGGUCCUCUGUAAUAUAACCUUUUUGUUAUUAUUUUAAAUCACAUCUCUCCCUCUUCUUCAUCCAUGUUUGUGUUUAUUUAUUUGACUUUUACUUUGAUUCUGCUGUCUUUUUAAGUCUUUUUAACCAAGAGGUUAACUGCCUGAGCGAGACCAGAAUGUUCUAUAGGUCAUCAGGGUCGAGGAGGUGUUCACUCAGGAGAUAUUCCCAGCUUCUUCCAGCCCUAGCAUUAUUUAAUUUUUUUUAGGCUCUGUGCAUUUUAUUUUUUGGAAAAAAAAAGCAUUUAAAUCCCUUUUAGACUCCAAAAAGGAGAGAAACGUCCUCUCCGGUCCUGUUUUUAGACAUUUGUUGACAUUUUAAAGCCCCGAACCAUGCUUGAAGCACGAACACACACACACACACACAGUAGCACACACUCGUUGACUUACCUUCUCGUUGGCGUGCAAAGAACUCACGUCAUGACCGAACGCCGGCUUGGAAGGCAGAUGAGUAGUGGCGGGCGAGGAAGUACUUGAUGAAUGUCAGUAGUCCUCAUGUAGCAGCAAUCAUCCUACUUUUCUCCUCGCUUGUUUCUUUUCAGUUGGGACUUCCUGUUAGUGAAAGAGAGGAGCACUUCCUACACUUUAAGCAGAACUUUGACUGUAGCUCCCAGUCAAUCAGACUUUUUUCAUUUCUUUGCACAUUCAUGUAGUGACUGGAAAUGUUUUGUUGUUCUUUUCCUCCUCUCGGCACACGUCUUUCUCCAAAGCCAUGCUUAAUGCGUGUGUAAAUAUCAUGGGGUUUUAUCAUUUCACAGUCUGUUGUUUCUUUUGUAAAUACACCUGCCGUGUCGCCACCCAAACUGUAAAUAUUGCAAAGGAGGAAAAAAAGAAAGACUCCUGUGUGUCGACGACCUUUCUCUCUCUUUCUCGUCCAAGUAGCUGUUCACUGAUCAGGUUUCCUCAGCUCUUCCCGUGUCUCUUCUCUGUGCAAACUCAAUACUCCCCCAGGCUGUAGGAUGCUCUUACACCGCAUAGCCUACAGGUGGCGCCAGUAGCUCGGGGCCGCUCUUCCGCCUGCAAACAGCUGCUUGUUGGUGUCCGUCAUGAUCCCUGUGCAGUAUUUCGGGUGGAAAAAGUGGCGUUUUUCUUUUGCAGGGAA
Molecule: messenger RNA, 2971 nt
Organism: Nerophis lumbriciformis (worm pipefish)
Lineage: Eukaryota; Metazoa; Chordata; Actinopteri; Syngnathiformes; Syngnathidae
Product: glycogen synthase kinase-3 beta-like
Biological process (GO): peptidyl-threonine phosphorylation; negative regulation of canonical Wnt signaling pathway; cell differentiation
Cellular component (GO): cytoplasm; axon; cytosol
Molecular function (GO): protein serine/threonine kinase activity; ATP binding
Source: RefSeq, a predicted model, not a curated record